This is a messenger RNA of Mesocestoides corti, 1470 nucleotides long. The record is from the annotation of a GenBank genome assembly. NCBI's taxonomy places the organism in Eukaryota, Metazoa, Platyhelminthes, Cestoda, Cyclophyllidea, Mesocestoididae.
AUGACUGAGGUUCAAAAAGAACCUCCUCUUGCCUCCAUUAAUCCCUCCGAUACAACAUCCAUGCCCUCCGAACAAAGGACCAAGUGCUGUACCGUCUGUAAUGGUUGUGGGUGCAGCAAAACUGUCCCAAUGAAGGUACCCAUUACUGUUUUGACGGCACUCUGGGGAUUUCUCACUAAUGUGGAACGUGCAAUUAUUUUGCCCACAAUGUGGCUCUACUUCACAACUUAUUGGAGCGGUGAAGUUGCCAAGUCGUGGUACGGAUGGACAAUGGCUUCAUUUAGUCUUUCUGUGCUUAUUUUUACUCCAGUUUAUGGCUAUGCUGCUCACCGUGGAAUUCAAACCAAACAUCUCCUUGUUUUUGCUAAUAUCAUUGAACUUCUUGGCAACCUCGCAUAUCUUGUCGCACAACAACCGUGGGUGGUCCUGGCAGGUCGGUUCAUAUCCGGCAUUGGUGGUAGCUGUGAUACACCAAUGUAUGCUGACCUCGCAAGAACCACCUCGAUCAAAGAGAGGACCCCGUACAUGGCUGUGACCUUCGUCUGCAAGCAAAUUGGAAUUGUUUUUGGUCCUGUCUGCACACUUUUAAUGCACAAACUUCAUUGGACUAUGGGCGACUUUAAACUCAGCGUCUACAACGGACCUGGCUUGCUUAUGGCCGCUCUCUGGGUGAUUCACACCCUGUUGGUCAUUUUUUUCUAUCCCGUAGUACAAAAGCCUCCAAGAGACGCCAUUCAUCUCACGUCUUCAAGCGAAAAAUCAGAAUCAGCUAGGCUCAUUCAGUCCACACCAAGUGACCGUAGUUGUUGCGCUUGUGACUGCAAUGAACUGAAGCCGUACAGGACUUAUGCAGUACUUUCAAUGUAUCUAAUGGUGUUUGCCGCCUACUUCUGUGUAAUGAGUCUUGAGACAGUCCUUCCACCUGUUGUGGAUGUUCACUUUAAUUGGGACGAGGUGAAGGUGAGCUAUGUUUACCUUGGGGCUAGUGGACUGCUGAUUAUCAUGUGCAUAAUAUUGCACAUUAUUUCGCAGUAUGUUGAAGACCGAAGGCUGGCCCUGGUUGGAUUCAUUUUGUUGGUGUGCGCCUAUACGUGGCUUACAUUCACGACUUAUUUUAUCAAUAGCCUAACAGUUGAACUCGGGGCUCCUCUACUGAUAGCUGGCGUUGCCAUCCAUGUUAUUGGAAUGCCCCUGGCGCUUGCCGUUACUGAAUCCCUCUACACCAAGCUUGUUCCCCCAAAUGACCUUGAUCGUGCCCUCUCGUACUUGAGAUGUGUCAGUAAUUUUGCCUUCCUACUUGGCCCCCUUGAAGGAGGCAUAUUUGUGCAGUAUGCAUUCGUUGUGUUUCUUGGAAAUUUCCUAAUUUGUGCUCUGGGGUUGGGCCUUUUGGCCGCAAAGUAUCACCUCUUUCGACCGGAAUUAGGAUUUAAAACCUCCGCCUAUGAGAACUUUAAAUCGGACACUAAAUGA